Messenger RNA from Diaporthe citri, 1410 nucleotides. RefSeq lists its product as uncharacterized. The transcript has 2 exons. Gene Ontology annotation, biological process: mRNA pseudouridine synthesis; tRNA modification. Gene Ontology annotation, cellular component: mitochondrion. NCBI's taxonomy places the organism in Eukaryota, Fungi, Ascomycota, Sordariomycetes, Diaporthales, Diaporthaceae. The record is from RefSeq and is a predicted model, not a curated record. The coding region runs from base 1 to 1410 and encodes 469 amino acids. Gene Ontology annotation, molecular function: pseudouridine synthase activity; RNA binding.
AUGGCGGCAGAACAAGUGCUCGAUGGCGUCUUCGCCAUCAACAAGCCGUACGGUAUGAGCUCCGCCCAGGUCAUCCGCGACUGCAAGACCUACUUCAAUCCCUCCAAUGUAUUCAAGCCCAUGCUCGACCAAGAGAAGGCCACCCGCCAAAGGGAGUCGAAUUUCCAGCAAAACCGCCGUCGCAAGGUCAAGCGCGCGAUUGAGGUGAAAAUGGGACACGGCGGCACCUUGGACCCGAUGGCCACGGGCGUUCUCAUCCUUGGCUGUGGGAAAGGCACCAAGGCGCUCUCCAGCUUCCUCGGCUGCACCAAGACCUACGAGACAGUCGUCGUUUUCGGCGCCUCCUCCGACUCGUACGAUCGAUGCGGUCAUCUGCUCAAGAAGCGACCAUACGACCACAUCACGAAAGAGAAGGUCUUGGAGGCCCUGGAGAACUUCCGCGGCACCUACCAGCAGAUGCCACCGCUAUUCUCCGCACUCAAGAUGGAGGGUAAACCACUAUACGAGUACGCGCGCGAGGGCAAGCCCAUCCCCAGGGAGAUCCAGACGAGGGAGGUCACCGUCACGGAACUGGAGAUGCUUGACUACUACGAGCCCGGGACGCACACCCACUACUGGCCAACGGCCGAGGCCACCGCGGCGGAGAAGCAGUAUGCCGAGCAGCUGUGGCGCGUCGAGAGGGAUCAGGCCGCAGGCAAGACGAUGACGCCCGAGCAAGAGGAGGCUGACACCCAGGCGCUGGCGGAGCACGAGGACCUGAAGCGCAAGUUCGAGGAGAGGCAGGACGACCUGGUCAAGGAGCGCCAGGCCAAGAAGCAAAAGAAGGACAGCAACCAGCCUCAGACCCCAACCGGCGCGGACAGCAAGGAUAAGCCCACCUCGCCAGUCAUGUCGGGCGCACUGGGCGAGCUUCCACCCAAGGGCAGGGGCUCCGACCUUGUCCCACCCGUCCAAGAAGGCACGGCUGCCCCAUGGGAAGACAAGGGCCCUCCAGCCGUCAAGAUCCGCAUGACAGCCACGUCGGGCUUCUACGUGCGGUCGCUGGCCCACGACCUGGGCGAGAAGUUAGAUUCGGCGGGGUUGAUGACGGAGUUGGUGCGGAAACGACAGGGUGACUUCGUGCUCGGCGGGCCCAACUGCCUCGAGUACGAGGACCUCGCCAAGGGGGAGGACGUCUGGGGCCCCCAGGUCGAGGGCAUGAUCAGCCGGUGGAACCAGCCUGGCGGCGUCAAUGGUGGUGAGAGCGCGGCGCAACAGAAGGUCAAGGUGGAGGAGAAGCUGGCAAAGAGCCCGAGCCCCAAGCGCGAGGGCACACCUGAAAGGGCCAGAAGCCCAAAGAAAACUGAUACCCCAACGCGACGGUCAGCCAGCCCGAAGCGAGAGAGAAGCGGCAGUCCCAGGAACAGCUGA